GUACGAGUAUGGGGGUUUGAAAAAGGCCCGCCAUUCUCAGUAAUUUACCAGUAUUACCCAUAUUCUGUUCACCUACACUGGAAACGCGCCCGUACUCGUACCAUAUCCUCUUUCACGUGCCGAGCAUUUCCCUCAAUCAGAACCAUCUAGUCUACCCACUCCUUCUCUCUUCCCUCUUCCCCCUUCCCUCUCUCUCCCCACCAUUUUUACUUCCCCCUCUCGCCCAACUCACUGUUCCUACAAUCCGGACACGCCACAGGUUCGCAGUAGGUGGGUACAAGUACCUUGCCGGUGUUCCAUUAUCUGUGUGGUGCUCCUGAUUUGUUGAUUUGUGCCCAGAUUAACCGGUUCCCUAUAGAAAUCAACACCGCAAACAUCACAAAUCACCACUGUCAAUAUGGUUGCUGACAAUCUCGUAUACCACCCCACUGUCGCGCACUACCUUCGCUUCGUAGCAACCACCGGUGGGUUUUGACCCGAUAUCCGCAUGUUUUGCUCCUCCCUUGGCGCCGUGAUGCUAAUACCUUCCUUGCACAGUCGGUCGUGACAAAGCCCUGCGAACACUGCAGUUUAUUGCUCGCUUCCUCUCUUUCUACUUGCUCCGGAAGGGGUACAGUGCCUCGUCCAUCGCUCCUUUCGAAGCCAUCAAGAAACAAUUUUCGCAAGCUAGAAAGGUCAUGCGUCUUGGAAAGAAUGUUGAGCACCUCAAGGCCGCAUCACUGGUACUCAACCCUAACCCAUCCUACCUCGGCCCACAAUUAUUAGUUUGACCUUUGCGAUUACAGGCAAUGGAUGACAAGUCAAUGGAUCCCGUGAUCCGCUACUGUACUGUUGGACGUCAGCUCGGCUACUUCACUUACCUCACCCUCGAUUCGCUCUGUUUCCUUGACUCGGCGGGUAUAUAUAAAUUCAAAUCGGGCAAGAAAAUGGCCUCUGAGGCCACACGGGCAUGGUUUUUGGGAAUCCUGUUCUCUAUUGUUGGCGGAACAUACACCAUGUACAAGGCCAAUGAGAAGGAGAAGCGUCUGACCAAGACUGUUGCCGAAGGAAAGGUUGAGAGCGAGAAGCUCAUCAAGGAGAGACAGGCCACUGUCACUCAAUUAAUCGCUGACGUCUGUGAUAUAACCAUUCCCGCGACCAGUUUGGGAUAUGUCAACUUUGACGAAGGGGCUUUGGGGUUGGCCGGAACCGUCAGUAGUUUGAUCGGAUUAAAGGCUGCGUGGAGGAAGACAGCUUAAAGCGAGGAAGGUCAGUAAGUCGUAGUAGGAUACCAGGUGUUCGGAAUGAAUUUUUUCUUUGAUUAUCUCUUUCUUUACAGUUCACACGGCUAUGGGGCAGUGGGGUCACCGGUGGACUUUGUACAAAUAGAAUGGGCAGUGUUUUGAUAGUUAACAGUUAGCUCUGAAUUCUGACUCCCAGCUCUCGAAAUUCUGAUAGUCAUAUACCUUG
Molecule: messenger RNA, 1449 nt
Organism: Tuber aestivum (summer truffle)
Lineage: Eukaryota; Fungi; Ascomycota; Pezizomycetes; Pezizales; Tuberaceae
Source: the annotation of a GenBank genome assembly